This is a messenger RNA of Paramecium pentaurelia, 532 nucleotides long. The record is from the annotation of a GenBank genome assembly. NCBI's taxonomy places the organism in Eukaryota, Ciliophora, Oligohymenophorea, Peniculida, Parameciidae.
AUGAAAUAAAAAUAUGUUGAAAUUGUGUAUCAAUUUAAUAAUAAGGGCCAUAAAUCUUAUAUUUAAGCUAUAUAUAAAAUUCCAGAAAAAGAAUCUACAAAUUUUGCCGUUCUAUUUUAUGCAGCAAUACAAGAUGUUUCAUACGCUUAUUAUUUAAUUUUUUAAACAGAAUUGUACAAUAAAUAUAUUAACAUUAUAAAAAUUGAGGUAAUUAUUUAUAACAUAAUUUUAGUUAUAUUUAAUAAGUAAUUUAUUAAUAUGGUUAAUUAAGAUUAUACAAAGAUAAUUAAUCUCCAAAAUUGUUGAUAGAUUAGAAUGUUAGUAAAGUCAAAGUUUCUGUCUAAUUGAAAAUGAUUAUAUAGAAAGAUAUUUAUAUCUUGAUAUUACAUCAUCUGAUGAUCCAGGUUAAUCUGAUAAUAAUGGUCAUACAAUAUUAUGGGUUAUUUUAGGAAUAGUUGGAGGAUUAAUAGUUUUAGGAGUUAGAUUUUGGUGUGGUAAAAAGAAAUAGUCUAAGAAUGAGCCUCUGUUAUGA